GGAGCCCCUGCCGUUCCGCUGUCGGCCCGCGCAGGGUGAAUGGGCUUCUGAUACACCACCACCGGCGAGUAGUUGGCGGUUCCUACUCUCUGCGAGCGCCAGUGCUUUGCCGUCCCUUGCCCAGAAACCCUCCGCCUGGGCCCGCGCAGGAGGAGCGGGGCCUCUGAGGGGAGCGGCGACCUCCCCGGCCUCGGUCUCUUUCCUUGGCGGUGGCGGCGGCUUCUUCCGUAGGACAAUAUGUUCAAGAGAAUGGCCGAAUUUGGGCCUGACUCCGGCGGGAGAGUGAAGGGGGUUACUAUUGUUAAACCAAUAGUUUAUGGCAAUGUUGCUCGAUAUUUUGGGAAGAAAAGAGAAGAGGAUGGGCAUACCCACCAGUGGACAGUAUAUGUAAAACCAUACAGAAAUGAGGACAUGUCAGCAUAUGUGAAGAAAAUUCAAUUUAAAUUACAUGAAAGCUAUGGCAAUCCUUUAAGAGUUGUUACUAAGCCUCCAUAUGAAAUUACUGAAACAGGAUGGGGUGAAUUUGAAAUAAUCAUCAAAAUAUUUUUCAUUGAUCCUAAUGAAAGACCUGUAACCCUGUACCAUUUAUUAAAGCUGUUUCAAUCAGACACCAAUGCAAUGCUGGGAAAAAAGACAGUGGUUUCAGAGUUCUAUGAUGAAAUGAUUUUUCAAGACCCAACAGCAAUGAUGCAACAAUUACUAACAACAUCUCGUCAGCUAACAUUAGGAGCCUAUAAACAUGAAACAGAAUUUGCAGAGCUUGAAGUGAAAACCAGAGAAAAACUAGAAGCUGCGAAGAAAAAAACAAGCUUUGAAAUUGCAGAGCUUAAGGAGAGAUUAAAAGCAAGCCGUGAAACUAUAAAUUGUUUAAAAAAUGAAAUCAGAAAACUCGAAGAAGAUGAUCAGACAAAAGAGAUAUGAACAGUUCCAAAGAGAGCCUGACAGGAAGCUAAAUUGAAAAUAAAGUGGACUUUAGAGGAGGGCGGACCGCACGUGCAUCCUAGAACUGUGUGUGUAGUUGUUGUUGACCAUAGAUUUCUCAGCAAUGGGGUCAAAGCAGUUGUACUUUUCAAGCAAUAUUUAUUGUAAAAUAUUUGUCUAUAAUAAACAUGAAUGCUGUUUAGGCAUUUUAUCAACCCAUUUUAGGAUAAUUCUGUGAUGUUAAGCACAAUUAAAGAUUUUUUUAUUGUAUGUAUAGCUUAUCCUUUUUACAGGCAUCAAAAAUGCAUUCUAAAUUAUAACUUACACACAUUUUUGUACUUCCCUGGUAGUUAGAAUUAGUGGUAAAAUUAAUGUGUAUAUUUAAUUUCUUAACUUCUUACCGUCCCUCAUCCUGAUCCUCUUGUAUCUGAUGUGCCAGUAC
This is a messenger RNA of Pteronotus mesoamericanus, 1363 nucleotides long. RefSeq names its product YEATS domain containing 4 (gene YEATS4). The transcript is spliced from 7 exons. Lineage: Eukaryota; Metazoa; Chordata; Mammalia; Chiroptera; Mormoopidae. The coding region runs from base 238 to 921 and encodes 227 amino acids. Gene Ontology annotation, biological process: regulation of DNA-templated transcription. The record is from RefSeq and is a predicted model, not a curated record.